Molecule: messenger RNA, 1813 nt
Organism: Chanos chanos (milkfish)
Lineage: Eukaryota; Metazoa; Chordata; Actinopteri; Gonorynchiformes; Chanidae
Gene: eno1a
Product: enolase 1a, (alpha)
Exons: 12
Coding region: 91-1389 (432 amino acids)
Biological process (GO): glycolytic process
Cellular component (GO): phosphopyruvate hydratase complex
Molecular function (GO): magnesium ion binding; phosphopyruvate hydratase activity
Source: RefSeq, a predicted model, not a curated record
CACGCUAUACUGCACCCAUUGCCUUCUCUGCUUGCUUCAACGGUACAGUACUGUCCUUGCACACAGCUAGGCCGGACAAGAUCCUGCAACAUGUCCAUCUUGAAGAUUCAUGCUCGUGAGAUUUUCGACUCCCGUGGGAACCCCACUGUGGAGGUCGAUCUCUACACCAAGAAAGGUCUGUUCAGAGCUGCAGUGCCUAGCGGGGCUUCCACUGGCAUCUAUGAGGCACUGGAACUCCGUGACAAUGACAAGACACGCUAUCUGGGCAAAGGUGUCUCAAAAGCUGUUGAGCAUAUCAAUAAAACAAUUGCACCUGCUCUGGUUAGCCAGAGCGUGUCCGUCUUGGAGCAGGAGAAAAUUGACAAGCUGAUGCUCGACAUGGAUGGCACAGAAAACAAGUCUAAAUUUGGUGCUAACGCCAUCCUGGGCGUCUCCCUGGCUGUGUGCAAGGCCGGAGCUGCAGAGAAGGGGGUCCCUCUGUACCGCCACAUAGCCGACCUCGCUGGAAACCCUGAAGUCAUUCUCCCUGUUCCUGCCUUCAACGUCAUUAAUGGUGGCUCCCAUGCAGGCAACAAACUGGCCAUGCAGGAGUUCAUGAUUCUGCCGGUUGGUGCCAGCAGCUUCAAGGAGGCCAUGCGCAUUGGUGCUGAGGUCUACCACAACCUUAAGAAUGUCAUCAAGGAGAAGUACGGCAAGGAUGCAACCAAUGUCGGCGAUGAAGGUGGCUUUGCCCCCAACAUCCUUGAGAACAAAGAGGCCCUGGAGCUUUUGAAGAACGCCAUCAGCAAAGCCGGCUACACCGACAAGAUUGUGAUCGGCAUGGAUGUGGCUGCUUCCGAGUUCUACAAGGGUGGCAAGUACGACCUGGACUUCAAAUCCCCCGACGACCCCAGCCGUUACAUCACCCCUGACCAACUGGCUGACCUCUACAGGAGCUUUGUGAAGGAUUACCCAGUGGUGUCCAUCGAGGACCCAUUUGACCAGGACGACUGGGGGGCAUGGACCAACUUCACUGCCAGCACCAGCAUCCAGGUGGUUGGUGAUGACUUAACUGUGACCAACCCCAAGCGCAUUGGCAAGGCUGUCUCUGAGAAGGCCUGCAACUGCCUCCUACUCAAAGUUAACCAGAUUGGCUCAGUCACUGAGUCCCUGCAGGCCUGUAAGCUGGCACAGUCCAAUGGCUGGGGUGUCAUGGUAAGCCAUCGUUCUGGAGAGACAGAGGACACCUUCAUCGCUGACUUGGUGGUGGGACUCUGCACUGGCCAGAUCAAGACUGGCGCACCCUGCCGAUCUGAGCGCCUGGCCAAGUACAAUCAGCUGCUGAGGAUUGAGGAGGAGCUGGGAGACAAGGCCCGUUUUGCCGGCAAGAACUUCAGGAGGCCCAUCUGAAGUGGUAACCAUUCUUGGGCCUUAGUGUUUUCAUCAUGCUCUCACUCCCACACAUCAAAGCCACGCCAAGAUGCCCUUCACGGAAUGGAGGAAGGUCGGAAAAGGCAGUGAAACCCAAGGUCCAAGUCUGUAGGUUAAGGCACAGAAUCUCGCUUCUAGUACAAGUCAAUGAUCCCAUCCCUGUAUGCUUUGGCAGCCCCCAGUAGCAUUGGUCUCUUAAUUGUGUCUCUGUUAUUGUGCGAGAGAUCUUUGUUUAGCUUUUUGUGAGUUGUAGUGAUUCUGGUCCUCUCCUGAGUAUUUUUUUGUUGAGAGAUCCGUUCACUGUGCCGCAGUACGGAGCACAGAGUAUGUGUAUUGUGUUGCUUUUGAGAAGUUGUAGUGUUGCUGUAAAAGCGUGGCAUAACAUGAAAUAAACAAUCCUUAC